Molecule: messenger RNA, 1135 nt
Organism: Lycium ferocissimum
Lineage: Eukaryota; Viridiplantae; Streptophyta; Magnoliopsida; Solanales; Solanaceae
Product: receptor-like protein Cf-9
Exons: 1
Coding region: 83-760 (225 amino acids)
Source: RefSeq, a predicted model, not a curated record
GACAAAGGUCAGAAAUCUUACGCAAAAACGAGUCCAUGGAACAUGAGCAGAAAUUGCUGCUUAUGGGACGGACUGAUAUGCGAUGAGAUCACUGGCCAUGUCAUUGAACUUGACCUCAGUUGCAGCUGUCUUGGAGGGAAGAUCCAUUCCAAUAGCAGCGUAUUCCAACUCUCAUCUCCAAAGGCUCAACCUUUCUUUGAAUAACUUCUCCAAUUCUUACAUCUCGCCUACAUUUGGUAGGUUCUCGACCUUGACAUAUCUUGAUCUUUCCUACUCAUAUUUCUCAGGUCAAAUUCCUUCUGAAAUCUCUCAUCUUUCCAAGCUACAGCCUCUUCGUCUCUCCACAUCUGCGGCAAGUCGUCCUAAAUUGCUAAGACUCGCAACCCAUUAUUUUAAAUUGCUCCUUCGGAAUUUGACCAAAUUAAGAGAGCUUGAUCUUAGUGGUGUGAAUAUCUCUUCUACCAUUCCUCCAAAUAUCUCUUCGUGUUUAACAACUCUGAGGUUGAGAUUUACAGGAUUGUAUGGGAUAAUACCAGAGAGUAUUUUUCACUGGCCCGACCUGGAAACACUUGACUUGAGAGAGAAUGAUCAGCUCAGUGGUUAUUUUCCAAAGACCAAAUGGAACAACAGUGCAUCUCUCAUAGAGUUAGAUCUUGGUGGCGUGAAUUUUUCUCAUAACUUGCCUAAGUUUCUUGGUUAUCUAACUUCAAUGCAGUCUUUUGGUACUUUAUUCGUGCAAUCUCUGGGGGCCUAUUCUUGAAUCUCUUUCGAAUCUCACUCACAUAGAGGGUUUGGUCCUUGAAAGUAACUCCCUGAAUGGAACAAUACCAUCAUGGAUAUUCUCCUAACUUCCAUCACUAAGUUAUUUAAACUUGGGUUCUAACCAAUUUUCUGGUCAGCUUGAGGAUUUCAAGUACAAUACACUAGUCUGGAUUCACUUAGAUGGCAAUCAACUGCAAGGCCAUAUUCCCAAGUCAAUAAAAAACCUUUUGAACCUAACAAAGCUUGAUCUUUGAUCAAAAAAUUUUAGUGGCAAUGUGGAAGUCUGCUUGUUUUCAGACCUUAAGUAUCUUACGGAUCUUUAUCUUUCAUAUAAUUGUAUCUCAUUGACCAAUGAGAAUAAAGUUAAAUCUAC